This is a messenger RNA of Phasianus colchicus (ring-necked pheasant), 3468 nucleotides long. The record is from RefSeq and is a predicted model, not a curated record. Lineage: Eukaryota; Metazoa; Chordata; Aves; Galliformes; Phasianidae.
AUAGGAAGGGGGUAUUGGGGUGUGGCAUAUUGGCACACGUGUGCACGCACGCACUUGCGUGUGCUGACAGGUGAGCGUGUGUGGGCGCCCCGUGCACGCACGAGGCGGUGCGUGUGAGACACGCGCAAACCCCGCGGUGCCCCCGGCCGGGAUUCGAACCCGCGUCUCUCCCGGGUCCAGCCCUCGCACCGCCCCUCUACGGGGGGCACGACCGCUUCCGGUCAAACCCCGGAAGCGUUGCUUGCUGCGCGCUGCGCUUCCGGCCACGCCCAGGAAGUUGGAUGCCUUGCGGUGCACCCUGGGAGCUGUGGUGUUUUCUCGUGACGUCACCACGGCGGCGCCCUCGCUGCGAACUACGCCUCCCGGCAGCCUUUGCGCGCCGGCGGCCGCCAUCUUGUUUUACCGGCGUGAGCGCUGAGCCGGGGCGGUUCGGUGCCGGCGGCUCCGCGGACGAUGCUGGCCGCCCUGUGGGGCCGCCCGCCGCCGCCGGGCCUGGCUCGCUUCGUCGGGCCUCGCCGGUGGUUCCGUGCCCCGCCGGCCGCUCUUGGAGAUCCGGCGGUGAGCACCGCGGCCGAACGGCUCCGUUUGAUCCCGGCAGCCGCCGCCAGAGGCCGCCGCCAUCCCGUGAGGACGACGAGCGCGGCGCUGCCUUGGCGGGAAGCGACCGCGGGGGGGCGGCUGUGCGGGGACGGCGCCGGGCCGGGCCGUAACUUAACGGCUGAGCCUCGAGGGGGACGGAGCGGCGAUGGGAAAACAGCCCCCGGCAGCGGGGCGGUGUUGGUUGCGCUGGGCGCCGUGGCGGCGUGCUUCGGGAGGGAGCGGUCCGCCAAGGAAGAUGCUCUGCUGGAAGCCGCGAGGAUCAACAACGUUUCAGAAGUCAGCAGGUUACUGCAGGAAGGCACAGAUGUGAACUCCAGGCACCGGCUGGGCUGGACGGCCCUGAUGGUGGCAGCCAUCAGCAGGAAUUCCAGCGUGGUGAAGGUCCUGCUGGCAGCCAAUGCAGAUCCAAACCUUGGGGACGACUUCAGCAGCGUCUAUGAGACCGCCAAGGAGAAAGGCCUCCAUUCUUUGGAAGUCCUUGUGACCCGGGAGGAUGAGUUCAACAACCGCCUGAACGUCCGUGCCAGCUUCCGUGGCUGCACAGCCCUGCACUACGCCGUGCUGGCCGACGACUACCUGAGCGUCAGGAUGCUGCUGGAGGCAGGUGCCAACCCCCUGCAGAAGAACGAGAUGGGCCACACGCCGCUGGAUUACGCCCGUGAAGGGGAGGUGAUGAACCUCCUGAAGGCAUCGGAGGCAAAGUUCCAGGAGGAGCAGCGUCGCCGGGAGGUGGAGGAGCGCCGCAGGUUCCCUCUGGAGCAGAGGCUGAAGGAGCACAUCAUCGGCCAGGAGAGUGCCAUAGCCACGGUGGGGGCAGCAAUUCGGAGGAAGGAGAACGGCUGGUACGACGAGGAGCACCCUCUGGUCUUCCUCUUCUUGGGAUCAUCUGGGAUAGGUAAAACAGAGCUGGCCAAGCAGACAGCCAAGUACAUCCACAAGGAUGUGAAGAAGGGUUUCAUCAGACUGGACAUGUCGGAGUUCCAGGAGAGGCACGAGGUGGCCAAGUUCAUCGGCUCCCCGCCGGGCUACGUGGGCCACGAGGAGGGCGGGCAGCUCACCAAGAAGCUGCGGCAGUGCCCCAACGCCGUGGUGCUCUUCGAUGAGGUGGACAAAGCCCAUCCGGACGUGCUCACCAUCAUGCUGCAGCUCUUCGAUGAGGGCAGGCUGACGGACGGCAAAGGGAAAACCAUCGACUGCAAGGAUGCCAUCUUCAUCAUGACCUCCAACGUGGCGAGCGACGAGAUCGCCCAGCACGCCCUGCAGCUCAGGCAGGAGGCCGUGGAGAUGAGCAAGAAAAGGAUUGCGGAGAACUUAGAGGACGUGCAGGUGUCUGACAAGAUCACCAUCUCCAAGCAGUUCAAGGAGAAGGUCAUUCGCCCCAUAUUAAAGGCUCACUUCAGACGGGACGAAUUCCUGGGAAGGAUCAACGAGAUCGUUUAUUUCCUCCCCUUCUGCCACUCGGAGCUCAUCCAGCUGGUCAACAAGGAGCUCAGCUUCUGGGCCAAGAAGGCCAAAGCACGGCACAACAUCACCCUGCUGUGGGACCGGGAGGUGCUGGACGUGUUGGCCGACGGCUACAACCUGCACUACGGUGCCAGGUCCAUCAAGCACGAGGUGAGGCUCCGCUGGGUGCUGGGUGGGCACCAAGACCACCAAGUCCCUCGUAUGGGGAGCAUCUGUGGGUCCGGGCGUGCGGCUGGCCCGGGGAUGGGUGCACCCAUGGGUCCCAAGGGCCAAAUGUGGGGUGGAGCACCAACGAUGGGUCCAUGUUUGUGUCCAUCCCAUGGAAGAGGGUGCACCCAUGGGUCCCAAGGGCCAAAUGUGGGGUGGAGCACCAACGAUGGGUCCAUGCUGGCGUUGUUCAAUGGAAGGAGGUGCACCCAUGGGUCCCAAGGGCCGAGCACAGGGUGCAGCACCAAUGGGUCCAUGCUGGUGUCCAUCCCAUGGAUGGAUGCACCCAUGGGUCCACUCUGGUGUCCGUCCCAUGGAAGAAGGUGCACCCAUGGGUGCCAAGGGGCAAACAUUGGUUGGAGCAUCAAUGGUAGCUCGAUGUUUGUGUCUAUCCCAUGGAUGGGUCCCCUCUGGUGUCCUUCCCAUGGAAGAAGGUGCACCCAUGGGUCCAUGCUGGCGUCCAUUCCAUGGAGGAACAUGCACCCAAGGGUCCCUAGGGGCAAACAUUGGUUGGAGCAUCAAUGGUGGCUCCAUGCUGGUGUCCAUCCCAUGGAAGAGGGGUGCACCCAUGGGUCCCAAGGGGCAAACAUUGAUUGGAGCACCAAUGGCUCCAUGCUGCUGUCCAUCCCAUGGUGGGAUGCACCCAUGGGUUCACUCUGGUGUCCUUUCAAUAGAAGAAGGGGCACCCAUGGCUCCAUGCUGGUAUCCAUCCCAUGGGUCCCAAGGGGCAAACAUUGGUUGGAGCACCCAUGGCUCCAUGCUGGUGUCCUUCCCAUGGAAGAAGGUGCACCUAUGGGUCCCAAGGACCAAGCAUGGGGUGGAGCACCAGUGGUGGCUCCAUGCUGCUGUCCAUCCCAUGGAAGAGGGUGCACCCAUGGGUCCCAAGGGGCAAACAUUGGUUGGAGCAUCAGUGGUGGUUCCAUGUUUGUGUCUAUCCCAUGGAAGAAGGUGCACCCAUGGGUCCCAAGAGGCAAACAUUGGUUGGAGCACCAAUGGCUCCAUGCUGCUGUCCAUCUCAUCGAUGGAUGCACCCAUGGGUCCAUGCUGGUGUCCUUUCUAUGGAGGAACGUGCACCCAUGGGUCCCAAGGGGCAAACAUUGGUUGGAGCACCAAUGGCUCCAUGCUGGAGUCCAUCCCAUGAAGGGAUGCACCCAUGGGUUCACUCUGGUGUCCUUUCAAUAGAAGUAGGGGCACCCA